AUGGGUGCAUUCGACCCGGUUAUCCCCGCCCGUCCCCGGCUCGACCACGCCGCCGCCAGCGCCCGUCCCUGGCUCCACCGCGCCGCCGCCGCCCGUCUCCACCUCCACCGCGCCGCCGCAGCUGGUCCCCGCCUCCACCGCGCCGCCGUCGAGACCCUUGUCCACUGCGCCCCCCACCCGUCCUCCUCCAAUGGCGCGACCGCCACCGGGCCGUCCUCCCCUGCCCUAGCGGUACGGCUCCCGUGGGCAGCACCGCCGCCGGCUCCCUCCUACGCAUCCGCCGCCGCUGGUCACCACCAAAGGGGGCACCACCUCCCCCUCUGCCCCACCCCACGAUUGUUUCACGAGUGCUUAUGUUGGUUGUGCCGGUGCUUUUCAUGUGCAGGGAUUUUCUCUUCACCUCGAGGAGCAUUGUCCGUCCCGUUGCCAUUGCCAUCGUUGUUCGACUACCGCCUCUACGGUCUCGGGGAUUUCUAUAGAUGCGAGGAUGGAAAGUUGGAGGAGGCACGAGCAGUUGUCAACAAACAUUGCCCGAAGCUUGUGCAUAAUCUGAUGCAUGAGGCGCGCCCUUUAGCCGUCCGCAAAUAUAUGGCAACUCAAGGCUAUAAGAGUCUUGAUAAGAAAGCCGGUAGGAGACUCCGUCUUGAGAAGGACAAGUACAUGGAGGUUACUCCGAGAUGGUGCGUCGAUAAGGGGGAGUGUUGGGAGCGGAUCGUGGACUAUUGGUGUUCCAAAGAGUACAGGGCGAAAAACAAAGAUUAUAGAAAUCGGCGAGCCGCAAUGCUGGAUCCACCACAUCAUCAAGGCAACUUGAACGUUAUGGAGUUCGGUGAACGUUGGGCGUCUCACCAUAAUGCUCCACUGCCCAACCUUUUCGUCUCGUAUGCUUUGGCCCAUAAGGCACCGUACAGAACAGCCACGCCUUACGAUGAGAAUGACACAGCGUCCGCGUACUCCAGCAAGACCGCCUACGAUCGGAUGGAGAAAUUUAAAGGGAUGGCAAAAGAGUUGAAAGGGUGUCACAUCCUAACUAGUCCAUGCAUUAGAGUGUUGCAUCAUGUCUAA
Triticum urartu is the source of this 1065-nucleotide messenger RNA. Lineage: Eukaryota; Viridiplantae; Streptophyta; Magnoliopsida; Poales; Poaceae. The record is from RefSeq and is a predicted model, not a curated record.